Messenger RNA from Zingiber officinale, 716 nucleotides. Its product is annotated as UPF0235 protein C15orf40 homolog. The transcript is spliced from 3 exons. Bases 98 to 484 code for a protein of 128 amino acids. Lineage: Eukaryota; Viridiplantae; Streptophyta; Magnoliopsida; Zingiberales; Zingiberaceae. The record is from RefSeq and is a predicted model, not a curated record.
GAGCUCAAGCUGAGCUUGAGUCCGCGAACCGAGGUUAACCCUUUCGCUGCGUGAAAGGAAGGAGCAGGCAGAAAAGGUGUUAAGCUCUGGCGAAGAGAUGGCGCCGCCCAAGCGUGGGAAAGCGAAGGGUGGUUCCGCAGCAUCUGCGACCGUCGUCGCUCCGGCGGAGAUCAAAUUUCCCGGUUGCCUCCGUCUCCUUCCUCCGUCCACCGUGGCCAUCACCAUCCACGCGAAGCCAGGGUCCAAGGUCGCCACCAUCACUGAUGUCGGCGACGACGCUUUAGGAGUUCAGAUCGAUGCCCCAGCGAGGGAUGGUGAGGCCAACGCGGCGCUGCUCGACUACAUUAGUUCGGUAUUAGGUGUGAAGAAAAGGCAAGUGUCUAUUGGUUCUGGUUCAAAAUCCAGGGAAAAGGUUGUGCUUGUGCAAGAGGUAACUCUACAGAACGUCCUGGAUGCCCUUAACAAGGCGUGGAAAUGUGACUAGCCAUGGAACUGAAUUCUCGAGUAACACUGGGAAUUGUAACACACUCUUGGUUUGUUAACUAAGCCAUAGAGGACUUGUUUGUUUAAAUGUCAAAUAGAAAACAUAUGUUGGAAGAGAGAACUAAUUAUCUUUCAUCUAGUUCAGUCUUUGCCGAUUGAAAGAUUGUCAUGUAGCUCUGGCGGAUAUUUAUGCGUAAAUAUUUAUUGGAAGCCUGUAGUUUGGAUAUUUUUAA